AUGGCGAUGAGGGUGAUAGAGAAGAGUGAAGUUGCACCUCCACCUGGUUUAGUUCCCUCUCCAACCAUUCUUCCCCUCACAUUCUUGGACAUUCCAUGGUUUUGCUGUCGAACCAUUAAACGCAUCUUCUUCUACCACUUUCCUCAUCCAACUCAUCACUUUCUCCAAACAAUACUUCCCAUUCUCAAACACUCUCUUUCCAUCACCCUCGAACACUUCUUUCCAUACUCUUCCAAUCUUAUAAUUCCUUCACAUUCCGAAAAUGUUCCCCCUUAUAUACGCUACCUCAAUGGAGACUCUCUCUCCUUCACCAUUGCUGAAUCCUUAGCAAACUUCAACCUCCUUAUUUCAGAUUCUUCACAAGAUGUUAAAAAUUUGCACCCUUUUUUUCCGAACUUGCCUUCUCCUCAUACUGAACACAAUGACACACGCGUCGUCCCUCUAAUGGCCAUUCAAGUCACCAUUCUACCUAACUCUGGAUUCGCUAUCUGCCUCACGUUUAACCACAUUGCAGGUGAUGGAAAAUCACUUCACCAAUUCAUGAAACUCUGGUCAUAUGUUUCCAAAACCAAAACCAUCAACAACAGAUUAUCUCUAGAACACUCUCUGCCUCUUGAUCUUCUUCCUUCACAUGAAAGAGAUAGAGUUAGAGACCCAAAGAAUCUUAAACUCACCUACUUACAAGAACUAAAAGAUGUUAUAUCAAAAUCCACCGGUCAUGUGCAAGAUUCUAAUAAUUAUGUUAGCAAGGUUCGAAUCACUUUAGUAUUGAGCCAUGAACAAGUUCUAAAACUCAAGAAAUGGGUCGCUGAUCAUAGUUGUAAAGAAACUUCAUUACAGAAACAUAUGUUGUCAACUUUUGUUGUAACAUGUUCCUUGAUUUGGUUUUGUUUGAUAAAAUCAGAGAAGCAAAGAAAAGGUUGUUGUGUUUUUGUGGAUGGUGAUGAUCUAUGCUACUUGGUAUUUCAUGCAGAUUGUCGUGAUAGUCCUGAAAUUUCAUUACCCAAAAAUUAUUUUGGAAAUUGUCUUGCCAGUAAAAUUGUGGUUGUAAAGAGGGCUGAGUUAGUUGGAACAAAUGGGAUUGUUGCGGCUGCAAAUGGUAUCGAAAGGAAGAUAAGAGAUUUCAAGAGUGAUAAUGCUUUGUUAGGUCCUAAAUGGUGGACUUCUGAUCAUAGUGAAUUAUCAAAACCUGGUAAGUCUGUUGUAGGAAUUGCUGGCUCACCUAAAUUUGAUGUUUAUGAGACUGACUUCGGGUGGGGGAAGCCUAAAAAAUCUGAUGCAGUUCAUCUUGAUUCGUCGUCUUCGAUUUCUAUUUCUCUUUCUGAUUGUAGAGAUGGUGGAGGUGGAAUUCAGGUUGGUUUGGCUCUUGAGGAGAUUCAAAUGACUAAUUUCAGCAAAAUCUUCCAACAACAAGUUGAUCAGAUUUGUUUGUAG
Molecule: messenger RNA, 1434 nt
Organism: Medicago truncatula (barrel medic)
Lineage: Eukaryota; Viridiplantae; Streptophyta; Magnoliopsida; Fabales; Fabaceae
Product: coumaroyl-CoA:anthocyanidin 3-O-glucoside-6''-O-coumaroyltransferase 1
Exons: 1
Coding region: 1-1434 (477 amino acids)
Source: RefSeq, a predicted model, not a curated record